Ciona intestinalis (vase tunicate) is the source of this 2706-nucleotide messenger RNA. RefSeq lists its product as uncharacterized. NCBI's taxonomy places the organism in Eukaryota, Metazoa, Chordata, Ascidiacea, Phlebobranchia, Cionidae. Gene Ontology annotation, biological process: protein phosphorylation. Gene Ontology annotation, molecular function: JUN kinase kinase kinase activity; ATP binding. The record is from RefSeq and is a predicted model, not a curated record.
AUUUAAUUUAUGUUAAGUUGUAAAUAAACAUAUAUAUAUAUAUAGUUUUAUAAGUUUUGGUUUCUACCCAUUACGUCAAGAUUUGAAGCCAAGAAAAUACUAUUUAUAUACUUGUCCACAUUGGAUGCUACUAUUUUUUGUUCAUUAAAGAAACAAAGCAUUCCUUUGUUCAUCAUACAUUUAAUGAUACUAUAUUUUUUACACAGUACAAGAACAGUAUAAUUAAAGAAACAAACACUUAUUUGAAUAUUUGAUCACCAUACUUAGAUUGCACUGUUACACUAAGUAGCGACAUGGGUACGCCAAUCUGGCACGAUCCAAGCAAAAUUCAUACAAGUUAUGAUGCUACUGAUGUCAUUUGUCAAGGGGAUCAUGGAAAAAUUCGACGGGGUUUUUCUCUAGAGCUUGGACACUUUGUCGUCAAAUGUUAUCAAGUUACUGGCACUCCUGUAUCAGCCAAGGAUAUAAAAGACAAAGUGAAUAAUUCAGCAACUAUUCUGCAUAGUUUGAGGCAUGAGAAUAUAGUGAGCAUAUAUGGAGUUACAUCAUGGGACCAAUGCUAUGCUGUGUUAACACCAUUCAUGUCUGGUGGAAGCCUGUAUACCUUAUUGAGGAAAAAUCACCUUGAAAUUGUGGAUGGGCUUAAGUUGCGUAUUGCUCGAGACAUAAGUGCUGGUCUGGUUUACCUGCAUUCAAUAAAGAAAAGUAAUGGCCAGAUAGUAACCCAUGGGUCUCUUAAGCCAAGCAACAUUCUGCUCGGCGCUAAUUUGAGAGCAAUGAUCACUGAUUUCGACGCCGCACAAAUUGCUACCUGCACUGGACAGCAGAGCACGACUGGUAGAUCAUUACCAACCAAUGCUAUAGUGUAUGCGGCACCUGAGAGGAUCAAUGAUAUAUACACCGAAUAUCAACCUAGCAUGGAUGUCUACAGCUUCGGCACAAUCCUAUAUGAGCUGAUCCUACAGAAAGCACCGUAUAAUAACUUCAAUCAGUUUGACGGCGGGAGCUUGUUCCAACACAUCAACUUAAACCCUCCAGAUAUGAGUCAAUUCGACAACCCUGAAGAGCAGAAUGAUAUGCUGCAAUGCCUUACUGAUGAAAUGAAGAGGUGCAUGACAAGGGAACACCCGAGACCCAGAAUUAAAGAAGUGCACAUUCAUCUAGAUGAAGUAAACCACAACCAGGAUCACUCUCUUCUAGGAGAUGAAGCCCACAGGUUGAUGCGCACACUUAACAUGUAUCAGAUCCCAUAUGACACUGCUGUUGAAAGAACCUCAAUUAGGAACUUUCAAUACCCAUUCAGCUCCAUUCCCCGCAACCAAAAUUAAAUGGUUCAAAAUAUAAUAUCUUACAAAAUAUUUCAUGUAAUGUUUUGAAGUUUUGUUUGUUUAAGAAACUAUCCUCUAGCAUGGUUUUAAAUAUGUUAUGAAAUAAUCUUAAAGGGAAAAAAUAGCUGAUUUCAUGUUUUAACGUUUUAUUUUAUUUAGCAAGCUAUUCGCCAGCAUGUGUUAAAUUAUGUUAUCAAUUUUUUUUUUAAAAAAGUCAUUGCAUUUAAUGUACUGACUACUAGUGUUUUAAUUUAUAUUACAGAAUCUUGUAAAAGUGAAUUUAUACAUUGCCAUUGAAUUGUUUCAUUUUAUGUUUUAUAUGUUAAGCAGAAAUAUAUAAACAAUUCAGAGACGUUGGAUAUUUUUUUCUUGUUGUGACCUGUUUGAAAUUUUUAUUUGCAUUAUUGAGUUAAUGUUGAUUACCCUUUUAAAGAUAAUAUAAUAAUUGGGAACUUCGGGUUUGGCAAUAUAAUUUCAAUUUGCAUUUUAGCUUUUCAAUACAGAGUGUGAAUGCAUCCACAUAUUAACGUAAACAGACACUUUGCCUUUUUUUAAUUUGUGAGGUGCUUAGUUCAGUAUAAAUAAAUGUACCUUCACACUUUUAUUCCAAAUCUACAGUUACUUGUAAUAAAUAAAUAUUAACUCGUGUAAUUUUACUAUUCAACGGCCAUGCUCUUUCUCAUACCUAUAUCCAUAACUUGUUUUAACCACUGUCGAUUUGCCAUCUUUUCGUUGUCUCAAUAAUUUGAUCUUUGCUAUCAUUUAUAAUAUUAAAGCUUAAGUAAUAUAAUUAUAAAUAUUUUCAUUUUUCUGGCAUGUCCAAAGGUCCAAACACUUCAAAGUAGCUUGCAAACAAUCUAUUUUUAUGUAUUUAUAUUUCUUUGUUCUGGUCUUAGAUUAUAAAACAGAACACAGAACUAUAUGAUCUGGAAAAGUUGGCUUUUUAGCAAACAUUGUAGAAUUGUGUAAAACAGCCAUGUGCACUUGCUUUUUUAGAACUUAUUUACUGUAACUUUACUCUUUAUUUUGUUUUGGACAUCUAUGCGCUGUGUUUUUACAUGUACAGAGUAUAAGCACUUCAAAUGCCCAGAUUUUGUAAUGCACCGUUUUGCCAGCAAUUUAUAGUGUAGUAUGACUAAAAUGAUCUACUGAAUUGAAAUGCCUGUAUUCGGCUUAUUAAACCUAUUAUCCUUUGUAUAAAACUGGUGUGUAUCAUUAUUCUUCUUUUAAAGCCAGAUAACUCAUUUUUUAAACCUUGUUUUAAUUAUCGUUUCAUUCUAUGUCGUUUAAACAGUUUGGAAAUUUUAAUCUGUACACUUUUUUAGAGUAUGGUAGAAAACAAUAGAAAAUUGUAACAGUUCAAAUAGCAAUAUGAUCC